Peromyscus leucopus (white-footed mouse) is the source of this 3540-nucleotide messenger RNA. RefSeq names its product zinc finger protein 408 (gene Znf408). NCBI's taxonomy places the organism in Eukaryota, Metazoa, Chordata, Mammalia, Rodentia, Cricetidae. The record is from RefSeq and is a predicted model, not a curated record.
UUCCGGCAAUCACCUGCCGAAGUGCCCGCCUAAGAGGUUAGACCGUAGAACUGUCCGACUCCUCGCUCCCCGAAAGAGGGUGGGUUGGACUGAUAGGUUCCGCUUUGCUAGAUCUGGAAACUUGCGAGCCUCCGGAAUCCUAGGUUCGUAUCGUUCUCGGACAGAGUUUUGUCUGACCAGUACUUCCAAAUUCCAAAAGGAAAGAAAGAAAGAAUCUCGAUGGAACCGGACAAAAAAAAAAAAAACGCUCCCUUCCGGCGAAGGGGUGGUGGCGGGAGCUCUCUGAUCCAGGAUGAAGGAGGCGGAGGAGGUGCUUUUGGGGAAGACACUGGCGCUCCCCCCCGAGCCGCGCCUGGGCCAGGACUCAGGAUGGAGCCCUUCUGCAGAAGGCUUUGCUCAGGGCCUCAAAGACUUCCUGCCUGGUACGAACCCUGCCAUACUUGCUCUAAAGAGUCUCCCCCAGGGCUUGGCCGUGGGCCCCUCCCGCGCCAGGAAACAGCACUUGGGGGUCUGGUGUGUCGGAGAGCCCCUUCAGCUCGGACUGCAUUGGGGACCUCUGGAAGUGGACUCCGGCUUGGAGGAGAAGGGCACGGGAGUGAAGCCACCGCACGAGAGGAGAUCGUGUGGAAGACUGGGAGACACGAUGCAAGUAAAGGGUGCACAGUACGAAUUGUUUAAAGUGAUUGCUGCUUUCCGCUGGGCGUGGUGGGACCCGUUACUAGGCUGGUCAGGAGCCAUAUGCACCUGGAAGCAAAGUUCAGCUUGGAUCAGUUUGGUGCAGCGAUCUAGGCUGCAGAGUGAUGGAAAUGUGUCCUUGGUUUGGAUCCAUGAGAAGCUUCACCUGCAGGUGUACCGGACUGUGUUGCCAGGCUCCGAGGUGCUGCUGUGCCCACAGCCUCCCUCCAGGAGCCUAAACGUCAUGCACCCCGGCCUAGGGGAGGAAGCAGCUGCAGUGGGGGCGGCAGAAGAGGAGUCUGCUGCACAGGAGGAAGUGGCCUCCCCCCGAGAGGAUGCAGCAGAGUCGUGCACAGAUCCUGGUCAUGAGUCACCCCAUCGUCUCCAAGGAGAAAAUGCUAUGGUAGGUUCUGGACUGUGGCCCAAGCCGGAAGAUCAACCUUUCAAGGAUAGCCAACCCCUUGGCUUGUUGCUUCAAGAUGAUGUCAUGGAUAAGGAGUGUCUGCCACAGACACCACCUGAACUUCAGGACGACUCAGCUACCCAGAAGAGCCCAGAGAGCCAUGAAGCCAGUUUAUUAACUCCCACAGGGCCCCAGGUGCAAACCUGCCCAGCCCAGAAGUUACAUGUCUCCAGCAGUGAGUGCCUGCCUACAGUAAAGGUCUCAGAGCCCAGAACCCAGCUCCCUAACUUCCCUGUAGGGCUGUGCAGCCCUCCUGACCCGGUUGGAAGCUCCUCAAAGCAGGGGCGGCGAUACCAGUGUGGGGAGUGUGGCAAGGCGUUCCUGCAGCUCUGCCACCUCAAGAAGCACGCGUUUGUGCACACAGACCACAAGCCCUUCCUCUGCACUGAGUGUGGCAAGAGUUACAGCUCCGAGGAGAGCUUCAAAGCCCACAUGCUGGGCCACCGAGGGGUGAGGCCCUUCCCGUGCUCACAGUGUGACAAGGCGUAUGGUACCCGCAGAGACCUCAGAGAGCAUCAGGUGGUCCAUUCAGGUGCCCGGCCCUUUGUGUGUGAGCAGUGUGGCAAAGCCUUUGCCCGCCGACCUUCCCUGCGGCUACACCGGAAGACCCACCAGAUGCCAGAUGCCCCUUCCCCGUGCCCAUGCCCAGUGUGCGGGCGGCUCCUGGCCACCCAGGGUUCACUGCGGAACCACAUGAGGCUCCACACUGGGGAAAAGCCCUUCCUGUGCCCGCACUGUGGCCGAGCAUUCCGCCAGCGGGGCAACCUGCGCGGGCACUUGAGGCUGCACACGGGAGAGCGCCCGUAUCGAUGUCCACACUGUGCCAAUACCUUCCCCCAGCUUCCCGAGCUCCGGCGCCAUCUCAUCUCCCACACUGGUGAGGCCUACCUGUGCCCGGUGUGUGGGAAGGCCCUCCGGGACCCACAUACCCUCCGUGCUCAUGAGCGUCUACACUCGGGGGAAAGGCCCUUUCGGUGCCCACAAUGUGGCCGAGCUUACACACUGGCCACCAAGCUGCGCCGUCACCUCAAGUCCCACAUGACAGACAAGCCCCACCGAUGCCCUGUCUGUGGCAUGGGCUAUGCCCUCCCUCAAAGCCUCAAGCGGCACCAGCUCAGUCACCAGCAUGGGGUUUCCUCCAGCCCUCCUCUGCCUCCCGCUGCCUCGGAGCCCACCAUGGUGCUCCUGCAAAGUGAGCCAGAGCCACCGGACACAUGCAGCCAACAGGAAGUGCCCCUGAGUGGGGGUAUUGUGGAGGUCACCAUCUCUGAGAACCAGGAAAAGUGCUUUGUGGUGCCCGAGGAGCCAGCCCCUAGCCCCAGCCUGGUGCUGAUCCACAAGGACGUGGGCUUCAGUGGCUGGGCCGAGGUGGUAGAGGUAGAAGCCGGCACCUGACACCUUCACCGUGUCCACCCCGGGCCCUACAAGAGCUCUAUAUAAAGACUGUUCUAGCAGAUUGUGUCUGUAUGCCGUUCUCUGGGUCUCCUGAUAGGUGCAGGAACCAAGGUGACUGGCUCUUAGGGUGGGAAAAGUUCAGUUAAAAUCCACACGUCACGUGUCCUCGGUAGUUCAGGUUUUAGUUAUUUUGGCUGCUUUUCACGGCCUCCAAGGCAGUGAUUCUCAACCUGUGGGUAGUGACCCCCUUGGGUCAAACAACCCCUUUCACAAGGGUUACCUAAGACUAUUAGAAAACAUACUGACAUUACGAUUCAUAACUAGCAAAUUUACAGCUGUGAAGUAGCAAUAAAAAAUGAUUGUACGGUUGGGGGUCACCACGACAUAUUAGAGGGUCAAAGCGUUAGGAAGGUAGAGAACCACUGGUCUUUAAAGGUUGGGAAAGCUGGGGGACAACAAACAAUGUGGGUAGUGUUGGGUGGGUUGUGCACAGGCUUGGCCCGCAGGGGAGGCGUGAGGAGUUAGGUGGUUUGCAUCUGCUGGGAGCCUUGACAACGUGAGGUGUUGGGGGCGGAACAAACAGGGUAGCUGGGCGUGGUGCGCACCUUGAGUCCCAGCACUCAGCGAGGCAGAAGGAUUGCAAGGAGCCAUUGUGGACUACAUAAAGGGACCCGUCCCGGGGAGGGAGGGGAGGGAGGGAGAGAGCUCAUGGCUCACUGAGCUCUGGUGUGGGAAAUUACUGGGUAGGCUGGGUCUACUCGCUCUCACCUGGAAUCCCUGCCUUGGAAGCACAGGCUUGACCACCUGGCCUCACUUUAGGUUCAGAAGGGGCACAUUAAUUCUUAGUAUGAUAGUGUAAUGUGGUCUGGGUCCCCAAGGGCUUCCCUAGGGAUAACAAGGGAUAUCAAGUACCUUGAUGGUGGGCCAGGCUUUGUGUGAACUUAACCAUAUUGUAAGUCCUAUCUUUUUUUUUUUUUCUUAACAAAUAAAAAAGACAGGAGUAGCCA